Messenger RNA from Varroa destructor (honeybee mite), 1132 nucleotides. RefSeq lists its product as uncharacterized. Lineage: Eukaryota; Metazoa; Arthropoda; Arachnida; Mesostigmata; Varroidae. The record is from RefSeq and is a predicted model, not a curated record.
AUACCGGCAUUUGACGAUGUCUGCCUAUUUGGAACAGUGAAAAGAGAAAGAAUAAGAAAGAUUACGAAAACGAGCCGUCCGUUACGAUUUGUGCUACACGAUUGUGGAUAAUCUCAACCUGCUCAAGAAAGAGGACAAGCGCGAGCAGCACUUAUGAGCAAAGGAACCAUGCGUAGCCUUUCUGUGACUCCUCUGCUGGGGGCGGCCGCAGUUGCGAUACUCUGUGCGACGUCAGCCUGGGCAGGUGACCACGGCUGGGAUCACCACGGUUGGAUCGAGCCCAAACUCACUGUGGUUGUAAAGAAGAUUCCUAAACUGAUUCCUGUCCCGCACCCUGUUCCUGUGCCACAAAUUGUGCACGUCCCGAAAAAGGUUCCGGUCUACAAGCCUGUGCCAGUGCCCAAGCCGUAUCCCGUACCCCAGAUCAUUCACGAAUAUUACCCGGUACACAAAGUGGUACCCAUUCCCAAGGAGGUGCCAGUUCCCGUCAAGGUUCCAGUCAAGAAGCCCUAUCCCGUGCCCCACAUCGUCAAGGUUCCCAAGCCUUAUGUUGUUCACGUGCCUAAGCCUUACAUCGUUCACAAGCCAGUACCCUACCCAGUUGAGGUGAAGGUUCCCAAGCCCUACCUCGUUCACAUCCACAAACACGUACCAGUUCCCGUAACCAAGCACAUUCCCGUUGAGGUGCCUAUUGUGAAGGAGCAUCCCGUCGUGGUGAAGAAGCCUAUUCCUAUUCUCCUCGAGGCGAAGGGCUGGGACAAGAAGAAAAGUGCUUGAUUAUUGAAUCGAGAAAAUAAUUCGCUGAGGCGCGACCCAAACCAUUAAUAGAAUCAACUUUCGCGAAAAACACAUCGUGAUAGGCUCAUCUUAGGUGUUUAGUUUCACCAGUUGUGGUUGAGUUCGAGCGAUUCAGAUGCUGGUGAUACCGUCAAGAUGACCACCGAAAAUUGUGUGCAUGGGUCAUUUUAAUAAAUACUCUCCCGUAAUAUUUAUGUACAUACAGAAACAGACCAACAUACAAAAAUACUUAUAUAAAAACAAACACAUAUAUGCGCUGUAGAAGUCGUACGUCACUGUAUAUAAUGUUUGUGAAUAAAUGUUUCUCUAAAAUCUAAUUUAAUUGUUUAACAAU